ACCCAGCCCAGCACGCUAACUUCGCGUUUGAAUCUCAAGCUGUACACACGCGUCCUUAGUACGUGUACGCAUUCUAUUUUCAAAUUUGUUUGUUUUUGUGUUUGUAUAAACAACCUGUGUUAUUCAAACAUGUGUGAAAAAAGGAUAAGGAAAAUCAAAAGAGGUUCACAAAUAGCUCGUCUGCGUGAAGCAAGACGCCUACAGAGGCUACAAUGGAUCCCUACACCACCACCAAGUGAAGAGGUUGCACCUCCACCACAGCAGCCGACCGUAGAUAAGGCCGCUCAAAAUAGAGUCAUACUCGAGUUAGCGUGGAAAACAAUUGCACUCAUGCAGAAAAACAGACUCAUACAACAAAAGAUCAUUGCUCUACAGAGAGAAACAUCUGAAUUCGUCGCUGCUGUCAUGAGCAACCCAGAAAAUAAAAAGCGUUACUUGGAACAUGUACGCCUUUAUACCGCUGGUCUCAUCACCUUAACACCUACAGCGGAAGCUCGAAAUAAGCCCUUAAAAUUAGAACCCAAACACUAAAUUGUUUUUUUUUUUAAAUAAUGGAAUGAAGAUAUAGAAGUAAAGAAUGAACAUAUAUAUUAUGUUCUGAUUUAGAUUCAGAGUCCUGAUACCCUGAAUCUAAAUCAGAGCUGCAAGUAUAAGUAAUGAUAAUUGUGAUCAGCUUUUGUUAUUUUGUUUAAGUACUUAUUGACGAAGGUAAAUAUUGGUUAGUACGUACUUUAUUUUUACCUUCCAGCAAUAAUAUUUAAAUGCAGUGUCUUAAUUAAAAACGUUGUGGCUAAUAUAGGAAACCCUUUUUUGUUGUAAACAUAUUGAGGUUGUUAUAUACGAGGCUGUUGAUGUUUCUAGAGAUAUCUUUAUGUCAUUUAUUUAAUAGGAUUGGAUUUAAUAUAAGUUUAAGAUAAAAAUAUAAACAUUAUAAGAAAUAUUUUGUUAAUAUGCCCGAGUAUGUAGGUAAAAGGAAUUAAAAGAAAAAUAAUUUUAAACUCUUUAAUCUAUUCGUCCAAUACCCAUAUGAGUUAAAAUUUAUAGUUAGGAACGAAUUCUUAAUUCAAAAUGAAAAAAAUAUAUAUGUAGAAUCAACUGGAUAAUAAUAAUACGGAAUAUGUGUAAUUUCUUAAGACUCGCUUGAAAAACUUGUACAUUGUGAUUUUUGUCUAUUUAAUCAAAAUUUAGGAAUAUUUAGAAAUAGUUUUAUAAAGCUGAAGAAGCUUAAAAAUACUCCUAGACUGUAAAUGAAGUAAUGAUUAUAAACCAUUACUGUCAGUUUGACCCUAAUACUGGAUUUCAUAAAAAAAAACUUUUAAUUUUAUACUUUUAAAUGUGGUCUGUUUAAAUACUAUUUUGUCAUUUUUUUUAUUUAUGUAGAAGGCAUUUAAUAGUUGUUAGUUACCUAAGCUGCACACACAGAUCUACUACUGUGUUCAUUUUGCGUACAUAAGGUGUAUGUCUUUUAAAAUAUUCUGUGUUCAUUGUUAUUAUCUGUGCCAGUUUCUAGAGUAGAUAAACGAUUACUAAUUUAUGUUUAUACAAGAUUUUAUAUUUAUUAUCUAUUUCAAUUUGAUUUGUAUAAUGUAAACAGAACUUUACAGAAGCACACUUCGUAAUGGUAUACCUCAUUAAUGCUUCUUCUUCUUCGAGUGCCACUCCGACUAGCGAAGGUUGGCAGUCAGCUUUGAAAACUCCUUCUUGUUCUUCGCGAGGCGAAAGAGAUCGACAGCACUCGCUAUUCCCGUCCAUUCUCGGAUGUUGCACAGCCAAGACUUUUUUCUGCGCCCAACAGCUCUCCUUCCGGCAACUUUUCCCAUCAUAAUGAGUUGCAAAAGUUCAUAUCUUUCAUGCCUAAGCACGGGUCCGAGAUAUGCAACUUUUCUCUUCUUGACAAUCUCCAAAAGUUGCCGUUUUUGGUUGACGCGUCGCAGAACUUCCACGUACGAGACCUUUUGAGUCCAACAUUAUGGCCAACAUACGUCUAUAUGCCCACAUCUCGAAAGCUUCGAUACGUUUUCUCUACUAAACUAUAUUCAAGAAAUUAAUACAACCCUGCUUUCUGUUACCUUUUGUACCAAUCGAAUUGAAAUACUUACAAACAUGAUGUUUUAUAAGUAGUGUUUACAUUCGAACCUUAACCAGUGAUUAAUCUCGUAAAAUGAUUUGGACGAUACUGGAGUAUGUGUGCUUAUUAAUAUUAUUUAACUGAUUCCUUGACCGAUGAUUAACUGAAUAGGUUACAAGUGUAAACACCGCCUUAUCAAUGUAAAUAAGAUGGGGGAAUUAUUUCGAAUAUACUAAUCGUUAGAAAGUAUUAAUAAUAUUGUUAUUUGAAUUGCACAACACUCCCUAUUUAAUAUUAAGAUAAACUUAAAGUUUUACGCUUAUAUUAGUUUCGGUUUAUUAAUUAAUGUUAAUAAGUUUUCAUUGUUAUUUUGAAAAUAAACUAGUCUGAAUUAUAA
Vanessa tameamea is the source of this 2465-nucleotide messenger RNA. RefSeq lists its product as uncharacterized. NCBI's taxonomy places the organism in Eukaryota, Metazoa, Arthropoda, Insecta, Lepidoptera, Nymphalidae. The record is from RefSeq and is a predicted model, not a curated record. The transcript has 2 exons. The coding region runs from base 130 to 531 and encodes 133 amino acids.